Adineta ricciae is the source of this 480-nucleotide messenger RNA. The record is from the annotation of a GenBank genome assembly. Lineage: Eukaryota; Metazoa; Rotifera; Eurotatoria; Adinetida; Adinetidae.
AUGCCUUUAAAAGGUAUUCCUCAAACAAUUUCACCGGAACUACUCUAUGCCUUAGCAUCGAUGGGCCAUGGCGAUGAAAUCGUUUUGGCUGACUCGAAUUUUCCAUCAGACUCGAUCGCGCGAGUGAAUGGCGCUCGUUUGAUUUCAUGUGACGGUUUACCAAUUCCAAGAUUACUUCGGCAAAUAUUGAAAUUAUUUCCAUUGGAUCAAUACGUUGCUCAACCAGUUGCGUUAAUGGAUUUAGUCGAGAGUGAUAAAAAGAAGGGCAUAGACGUACCGAUAUGGAAUGAAUACAAGCAAAUCGUGGGAGAUAAUGUACAAUUUGAAAUGGUUGAACGUUUUCAGUUCUAUGAACGAGCGAAGAAAUGUUUCGCAGUUGUUCGUACGGGGGAAGGUGCCAUUUAUGCAAAUAUUAUUUUGAAGAAAGGUGUCAUUCCGAAAAAAUCGGCAAAGAACGAGCAUGAUGAUGAUGCUGAAUAA